This is a messenger RNA of Calypte anna (Anna's hummingbird), 6993 nucleotides long. RefSeq names its product sorbin and SH3 domain containing 1 (gene SORBS1). Gene Ontology annotation, molecular function: protein binding. The transcript is spliced from 35 exons. Gene Ontology annotation, cellular component: cytoplasm; cell-substrate junction; nucleus. The record is from RefSeq and is a predicted model, not a curated record. Lineage: Eukaryota; Metazoa; Chordata; Aves; Apodiformes; Trochilidae. Gene Ontology annotation, biological process: cell-substrate adhesion. The coding region runs from base 370 to 4881 and encodes 1503 amino acids.
UCUAAACCCCCGCCCCAAGCCGGCCCUGACCGCCGUCGCUCCGCGCUCCCUCAGCCGCCCGCCCGCCGCCGAGCCUCCCGCCUGCAGGUUUGUCCCCCGCUUCGGGCUGAAGGGAAGGUGCAGAAGGGCUCCUGCGAGCGGCUGAGAGGAUUGAAGAAAUGAUUUGAACCAGAAGGACAGAAGCUAAAGUCUCUGUAUUUCUUCUUGGAGCUCCAGUUGCUGAGGAAAAAGCAAAAGAGUAAGAGAAGAGAUGAAAGAACUCAUAACCAAGAUUGCUUGUGCUGGAUUCCGGGUGAACUGUAAGAUCCAGUUUCCACUGCUGUUGGGAGUCUUCUAACAGCAAAAAGAUGCAUCUGGGAAGAAGGAACCAUGCAAAGCCACCAGAUGGAGGAGGAGCCCAGAACAUACCUGUGGAGCUGUGACUUCUCUUUCUCCAAGCUCUGCCCAAGAGAGAAACAAAAUCCAGAAGUGAAAAAGGCAAGUCCCCCUGCCACAAUGAGCUCUGAACCCGAAGAAAUCGAUGUUGGGAAGACUGUUGUCAAUGGGCUGAGCAGCCAUGGCCAGGAAAAAGCUGUCGGCGUGCCCCUCUGUACACGCUCUAUCUCUGCCGUUAAAAUAAUCCCUGUGAAGAAGGUGAAAACUUCUCCUCACCUAGUGCUGCCUACAGAAAUUGAUCCCUCUAAAGUCUGCAGUGGAAAAGGAGCUGUGACCCUCCGGGCAUCUCCAGCCUACCAAGAGAGUCAGACUGUCCCUUCACCAUGUCCUCAGGAUGUUGAGCAACCUGAAAGUCUGGAGCCAGAAACCCCAGAAACAGAUGAUUGGAGGUCAUCCUCUAGUGCUGAUGCCAACGGAGAUGCCCAACCAUCUUCUCUGGCUGCCAAGGGCUACAGGAGUGUGCGUCCCAACCUUUCCUCAGACACCAAGCCACAGGCCCUUGCUCCUCCCCGUCCUCCUCUUCCCAAGGAGGAAAGCUUUGCAUGGCGACCUCGUGCUGACCCGAGACCGACCAACCUCUUGCCAGUGCCCAUCAUGGACUGCGUGUACCUGAGUGCACCCAAGCCUUACCCACAGCGUGCAGCACCCAGUGCCACUGCAGGGUGUCACUUCACAUCACCCACUCCCCACGGGGACAUCCCCAGUGGGCAGCAAGGCUGCUCCCCAAGCCCCGCAGACGGAGCGCCUGCUGGGCAGCCGCUCCCGGACGCUCGCUCCUGGUCGGGGGCAUGGUCCUCCUCCCUCCAACAUAACCCUGGCAGGGCAGGUCCUGGUAGUCAGGCUGGAACGGAUUCCAGUCAUGAGAAGAAGGCGGAUAAAAAGGUCAGCAAACUAUAUGUAGCUUGUUUAUCUAACAGCACUUGCUCAGCCGCAGCCGAAAAUUCCCCCGGCACCGCACAUGACCCAGCAGGCAGCGCCAGUCUGGGCGCUGAGCUCACCCAGGCACCAGCCACCGACAUUGUUUCCUCUGUAACGGAUCCUGGAAAGUCUCUUCCUGCUCCUCCUCCUCCUCCUGUUCCUCCCAGGCCGUACUGUUACAUUGUCCUCAGUAAAGACCCAGUUAGUCAUGGUGCCGGCCGGCCCGACCGGACUCAGCCGCCACCUCCGCAAGCGGUGAGGGACAGAGUGGUAGAGCCCCCGAGCACGGCUGCCACGGGGGACAGGAUGAGAGCAGAGCCUUGCCUUCCUCAGCAGCGACAGCCACCCUCCAAGGCCAUGGGACACAGCAUGGAUGCCACUGCCACCACCACAGCUCAGCCUGGGGUUAUAGUAGUCCCCCUGCUCCAGGUUAAUCCAGACAGACAGCAAGAAGGCAGCUCCAGCACUCCACCACCGCCUCUGGUUCCUUUCGGGCAAGGCUCCGUUUCCCCUGAGACUGUUUCUUCUGGCUCACCCUUGACUUUUCCAACUCUAGAUGAUUUCAUUCCCCCACAUCUCCAGAGGGGUUCCCACCAUAACCAAGCACCCUCUGCAUCUGGCACAUUACCCUCUGUUUACCCGAAACUGCCAUUCUUCUCAACACCACCUUCACUUCUCCCUCCCGUCACGGGGGCUUUGCACAGGGGCUUGAAGCCUGAAAGCACUGGAGUCAUCUCACAUACAGACCCAGGUCCUCUGCUAAAUGAAGUGUCCCAGCGUGGCACUGACCAUCCAACCUCCUUCACUUCAAUCAACAAGUCCUCCUCUGCCUAUCCCUCUACCACAAUUGUCAAUCCCACCAUUGUACUCUUGCAGCACAAUCGAGAACACAGACAGAUCCAAGGACUGUACAAGACAAUGUUCAAACAGAUCCACAAGCUAAACAGAGACACUCCUGAAGAAAACCCUUAUUGCCCUACCUACAUUUUUCCUGAACUUCCUGAAAUCCAGCAAAAAACUGAAGAAGACAAUCCUUAUUCUCCUACAUACCAGUUUCCUGCGUCUACUCCUAGUCCUAUCUCUGAAGAUGAAGAUUCUGAUUCGUACUCUCCUCGUUACUCCUAUUCUGAGAACAGCAGAACCCAGCUCUCAGUUCCCCGUUCCAAGAGUGAGAUGGACAACAUUGACCCAGAGAAGGUUGUGAAGAGAUCUGCUACCUUGCCACUCCCAAACCGUACCUCAUCACUCAAAGCCAGCCCAGAAAGGACUGACUGGGAGCCUCCAGACAAGAAGGUGGACACGAGGAAAUACCGUGCAGAACCCAGGAGCAUUUAUGACUAUCAGCCAGGAAAGUCCUCAGUUCUGAACAAUGAAAAGAUGACUGAUCUAGAAAAAGACCUCUACCUCUACCAGACUGAGUUAGAGGCAGAUUUAGAAAAAAUGGAGAAGCUUUAUAAAGCGCCACAUAAAAAGCCACAGAAGAAUGCAGCAGGUGGUGCUCCUCUGGAAACUUCCACAGACCAUUCUUCCUACUCCACCUAUUCACCCAACUACCACCCAGUGAAAAGGGAGUCAGAACCAGCCCUGGGGGACCCUGCUGGCUUGGAGAAUGAAAGGCAGAUUUACAAGAGUGUGCUGGAAGGUGGAGAUAUCCCAUUCCAAGGGCUGAGUGGUCUCAAGAGACCUUCUAGCUCUGCUUCCACAAAAGUAGAUUCAGAAUCACCAAGGCACUUUGCACCAGUCGAUUACAUGGAAACUCCAGAGGAAAUUCUCCGCAGACGGCACGAUGAUAAAGAGAAACUUUUAGAGGACCAGAGACGGCUUAAACGUGAGCAAGAAGAAGCUGAUAUUGCAGCUAGAAGGCACACAGGGGUUAUCCCAACGCAUCACCAGUUUAUCACUAAUGAGAGAUUUGGGGACCUCCUAAAUAUAGACGAUACAGCAAAGAGGAAAUCUGGGUCAGAGAUGAGACCUGCUAGAGCCAAGUUUGACUUUAAAGCACAGACACUGAAGGAGCUGCCUCUGCAAAAAGGAGAUAUUGUUUACAUUUACAAGCAGAUUGACCAGAAUUGGUAUGAAGGUGAACACCAUGGCAGAGUUGGCAUCUUCCCACGAUCAUACAUAGAGCUCCUCCCACCAGCUGAGAAAGCUCAGCCCAAAAAGCCUUUACCAUUGCAAGUGCUGGAAUAUGGAGAUGCUAUUGCCAAGUUCAACUUCAAUGGAGAUACCCAAGUGGAAAUGUCCUUCAGAAAGGGUGAAAGGAUCACCUUGAUCCGACGAGUGGAUGAGAACUGGUAUGAGGGCAGGAUCUCUGGCACCAGUCGCCAAGGCAUCUUCCCUGUCACCUACGUGGAGGUCCUCAAGAGGCCUGUGGUGAAGAACGCCAUUGAGUACCCCGACCCACCGCUCCCCCUCUCCCCGAGCCGCAGCAUGACAGCCUCACCACAGUCUCCCAGCUCUGAGCUGCUCCACACACCAACUCCUCCACCUUUGCCUUUCCCACGCCGUGCUCUGUCCCCGGAGGUGCAGGCGGUCACCUCGGAGUGGAUCGCUCUGACGGUGGGAGUGUCUCCUCCCACCACCCCUGCUGUCACUCCUCCAUUGCCUCCUCCUCCUGAAGCUUCCCUCUGGCCUCCAGCUGCCUCCAGCCCUUCUUCCCACCCUCACCCCUCCGGCUCCUCCACUCCCAGGUCCAUCAGGUCCCCGUUGCCCUCCUCCUCCUCCAGGCUUCAGCCCUCCGCCGCCCCCCAGAGCAAAGAGAAGUGGCUCGGCUCCCCUUCUUCCAGCUACUCUGACUCCCCACGCUGGGGGGUGGAAAGCCCCCAAAACCUCCUGGCAGAGCCUGCUGGCAGCCAAGCCUGGCUCCAGAAGCCCCGGGAAGGCAGCAGCACCCCGGAGCAGGCAGCUCCAGCCCUUCCCAACAUCUCCUCUGAGCGCUGCCUGAAACCAUCCCAAGUAGAGACGCGUGGCAGCCCGGGCAGGAGAGCCCUCAGCUCCUCUGGGGACAACCAGUUGUGUCAGGAGCUGAUGGCUAUUGUGCAGGGAGGUACAGGAGAGAAGAGAGGAGUGAGGAAAGGUGAUCUGGGGAAGUUCCAAAGCGGGGAGAAGAAGACUGCAGACUCAAAAGCAUUCUCUUCAUCUGCUCCUCUCUCUUCCUCUGCCCUCCCUUCCUCUACUGUCACAACACAGCCACCUCCCAGACUUACACGCAGAGUCAAUAAGCCACAGCCUUCCCACCAUUCAUUGAGAGCUGGACCAGAUCUCACAGAGUCUGAAAAGAGCUAUGUGCAACCUCAAGCACAGCAGCAAGGAGCCAGCCCUGACAGGAGUCAAACACCACGAGACAUAGUUAGUUACCAAGCCCUCUACAGCUACACACCUCAGAAUGAUGAUGAGCUGGAGCUGAGGGACGGUGACAUUGUUGAUGUCAUGGAGAAGUGUGACGACGGCUGGUUUGUGGGUACCUCCAGGAGGACGCGGCAGUUCGGCACCUUCCCAGGCAACUACGUGAAGCUGCUGUACCUGUAGAACACCAGGGAUCCCACCACAGCCAGUGGCAGGGCUGGUUUCCAGAUGGUGUUUUUAAACAGCAAAGAAACAGACAAUUUGUGAAUGUAACAGACAAGAGAGGAGAUGUGUUAGGAGGAUGUGGUUACGUGGUACAGUACUGAGAUGAAUGUGCAGCCCUGCUUCCACGGGUUCAGGGUGUGACUUGUUUGCUGAAGAAGAGACAGAUCCUAGUUUACAGUGCUGCCUUUGUGUAUUCCUCUCCCCUCCCCAGCAAGAGUUCUGGUGAUAACCUUAAUUUGUAUGGAGCCCUUACCUCUGAGAAGGCUUCAGGGAAGGAUAGGUUUUGUUUGUGUUGAGAUAGGAGAGUGCUUUGGGGCAGCCUGGCAUCUGCUCCCUUUCCCUGGCAAGGGGCAAGGAGGGGCUUUCUGCCCAGUUUGCUGCAGACUCCUCUGCAGUUUCCUCUGCCUUCCCCCUCCGUAGAAAACCCUUCCUUCAUGUCAUGCACCUUAAGACCCAGCACGGGCAGAGGACAGCUGAUAAGUUCAACCUGCAGAGCUCUGUGUGGAAGAGGAGUUUGGGACUGGUGGUUUAAUCCAGAGGUCAGCCAAAACAUACUGCAAACACCUAAAAAUCCCCAACCCUUCCAUAGACAGUGUUACCAAGCUCUGCAGGGUUUUUUUUUCUUCUGUGCAGGGUGUGUGUGUGUGAGAUGUAUUGCGUGCCUCAAAAUUAACCAAGUCUUGUUUUUUAAAGAGAAAUCAGCCUGGCUUUGACAUUUAUCUGCACAAAGAAUAGAACCAAUAAACAGAACGUCAGUGAGAGCAAAUCCUCUUUGACUCCUCCAGCCCCAUCGCUUUUCUCUGCUGCUCCUGCCCUCUUGCUGGCCCUGAAGGAUUGCACACUUUCUGAAGCAGUCUUUGGGAUAAAGAUUUUGCUUCCUUCCUGGCAUUAAAUCUUAGAGGCUCUGGUAGAUCUGAGCAACAUAUCACUGAGGGUGCCUUUUAUUUUUUUGCUGUUUGGUUAGGGUGUUGAUGGUAGGUCUCAAACUGUUUGCAUUUUGGCUGCCUCUUAGUCAUACAAAAAAAAAAAUUAAAAAAUUCUAAUUUGGAAAGCUGCUCCCAGCAGUGAUUAUAUAGUUACAUUUGUGUUUCCUUGGGGGAAAAAAAAAAAUCCAACAUGGCUUGCCUGUAAAUCCACUAUGAAUAAUCUUUUGAUAGACGUUUUGUUAUUAAGAAGCAUAAACAAGCCCAGUUCUAUCAGACUCUGCUUCCUACAGUUACCACACAAAUAGCAAAGGGUUAGAUUGCUAUUUUGUCAUAAGCCGUAUUUAAUAAUAUAAAAUGCCUAUUUUUAUGCUGAUGCUUUUAUACAGAUUUAUUAAGAGUAACUACAACUAACUGUUAGCACGACUUACAAUGUUUUGAUAAACUAGCCAUGCUCCUGGGUUUGAAAUCAAGUAGGCUUCUCUUCUGCCUGGGUCAGGGGAAGGGAAGACUCAGUGUCUCAGAAGUUUGACUGUAAAUAUGUAUAUUUAACUUUGUACAGACAAUGUACUUACCUUGUAUAGAAAAGUAAUUUAAACACGUUGAGUGAAGGGAGGGAAAAGAAAAAAAAAAAAAAAGGCAGUUGUGAAAGGUUGGGAUUUUUUUUCCACUUUUAUUUAAAUGAUGGAAUUCCAUGUAUGUUCACAUCAAGAGUUUUAGCACAAAAUAGCCUUUAUGGAAGGGUUUCAGAUAUGACACAAAGCACCACUGUUUCUUUUCUGCAGGACAUACCUGCACCUUAUUUAUGGGGUUUUUUUCUGCUUUGGGUUUGCCCUCCAGUUAUUUGCAGCAAUAUUCAAGCCUGUCGCUAUGAUUGGAUAACACCAAAUUAAUCUUAUCCAGCAAAUUAACCUGAUGAUACUGACUGUAUAUAACAUGCUCAUUUAAAAGUUUAUUUUUUUGUUCUUGCUCUUACCAUUUAAAUUACACACACACACACACACACAAGGCAACUUACUUUUUGUGUUGAUUUUUUUUUUGUUUCUUUUUGCAGUGGAUUACUAUUUGACAAUUAAUAAAUGGAACUAUUGAAUUACAAUUGUGUUCCUUGUACAAAUUAUUAAAUAAAGUCUAUUCACAAAGGUUA